This is a messenger RNA of Cucurbitaria berberidis CBS 394.84, 591 nucleotides long. RefSeq lists its product as uncharacterized. The record is from RefSeq and is a predicted model, not a curated record. Lineage: Eukaryota; Fungi; Ascomycota; Dothideomycetes; Pleosporales; Cucurbitariaceae. The transcript has 2 exons. Bases 1 to 591 code for a protein of 196 amino acids.
AUGAAACAUAGUCAAGCAGCGGGAACGCCACGGGAGAUCCCCGAUGCCGCAUUCAUCACCGCCUACCAUGCCCCGACACUUCAUCUAGGCGUAACCGAGCAAACACACCCUAAAGACGACAACAAAGGUUACGUUGAUUGGAAACAGGUAGCAAAUUUGAAGACGGCGGAUCGGGCUAUGAGCGUGCUUCGCAAGAUCCCGAUGUUGGCCCACACUCGGACGCGAUACAACGACACAGACUCUGAAGUUCUCACCCAUUCAAGAACUUAUUCUAUAAGUUUCGGGCCAGCAAAGAAUCUAGAAGGAACUGCACGUCAUGAUAGUUUCAGUGACGAAAGUUCGCGUAUCAAAGAUGGCAGAUGUAGUCAGGUGACUUCAAGUUACGAUAUGCACCAAGAAGUGGAAGCUUUUCAUUCUUACACUGGCUGGGUGAGGUUUUCGGUUGCUGGCAUCAUGCCAGACACCGCAACCUGUAAAUACCAGCUAAGUUCGGUGGCAUCGGAAGAGCAGAGAGCUUUACCAGACAAGUUUCUAUCAUUCUGGUUUCCAGAGUCAUGUCUGAGGCCUUUAGAUGAAGCGUCGAAAGUGUAG